This is a messenger RNA of Arvicanthis niloticus (Nile rat), 450 nucleotides long. NCBI's taxonomy places the organism in Eukaryota, Metazoa, Chordata, Mammalia, Rodentia, Muridae. The record is from RefSeq and is a predicted model, not a curated record.
AUGAAGUUCGCUGUUCUUUUCCUCUUGGGUGUCAUCUUCCUAGAUCAGUAUGGCGUUCGAGGAACUCUAGUCAUAAGAAAUCAACGAUGUUCCUGCAUCAGCACCAGCCAAGGCACGAUCCACUACAAAUUCCUCAAAGACCUCAAACAGUUUGCCCCAAGCCCUAAUUGCAACAAAACUGAAAUCAUUGCUACACUGAAGAACGGAGACCAAGCCUGCCUCGACCCAGAUUCAGCAAAGGUGAAGAAGCUGAUGAAAGAAUGGGAGAAAAAGAUCAGCCAAAAGAAAAAGCAGAAGAGGGGGAAAAACCAUCAAAAGAACAAGAAAAACAGAAAGCCUAAAACACCCCAAAGCCCUCGUUCAAAGAAGAAUACAUAAGAGACCUACCACUUUACCAACAAGCACUCUGCGUCUUAAUGGUUUUUAGAUUGUACUGAAAAGCCUUUCCUG